CGAAGAUGGAGGAGUACGCGCGUGAGCCCUGUCCCUGGAGGAUAGUAGAUGACUGCGGAGGUGCUUUCACGAUGGGAGCGAUAGGAGGUGGCAUUUUCCAAGCGAUCAAGGGGUUCAGAAAUUCCCCAGUGGGCGUAAACCACCGGCUGCGGGGAAGUUUGACAGCUAUUAAAACAAGAGCUCCACAACUGGGAGGUAGCUUUGCUGUCUGGGGAGGUCUCUUCUCCAUGAUUGACUGCAGUAUGGUCAGAAUGAGAGGGAAAGAAGAUCCGUGGAAUUCAAUCACAAGUGGAGCCCUGACUGGAGCUAUAUUAGCUGCAAGAAAUGGACCUGUCGCCAUGGUCGGAUCUGCUGCGAUGGGAGGAAUUCUCCUAGCUUUAAUUGAAGGAGCUGGUAUUCUGUUAACAAGAUUUGCCUCCACACAGUUUCCAAACGGCCCUCAGUUCUCAGAUGACCCCUCCCAGUUGCAGCCCUCUCCGUUUGGCGACUACAGACAAUACCAGUGAUUAUCCUCAUUCUCCUAGUUCACGUUGUACCUGAGCUGUAAUUUAAAAUGCUGGAGGACCAAGAUGCGGUAUGUCUUUACACCAGGGGUAGUCUCUUACACAAACCAUGCCAAGAGGACCUUCAGCACUUUUCAGUGUAAAGCUGCACAGGCGAACUUUUAGAAGAUGACAAAUCUAUUUAUUCAUGAUAGAUUCCAUUGCUGUAAUGUUAAUACAUGUCUGAUAGAAUACAUGGAGAUUUAAGACAAGGACCAAACGGAGUCUUGUCGUCCUUUGGACGUGGACUGAAGUGAAAGUCGUUGGAGUCUUCUCUGGGAUGUGGCAUUGACCAUCCACAGCGAACGCAGCUGGAAUUUAGCCUCUUCCCCAUUGGAUUUAGGUUGCUACACAUAUUUCAGCUUAAGGAACAGAGUUCAUCUACACGCAGUUUUACAUUCCUAAAGUGAAUAUUAUUGGGAGAAUGCGCAAGCCAGUGAAAAUUACUUCCAGCAAUAUAUAUUUCACUGCUCUUCUUUGUUUUCUACGCUACCGCCAUGCAGCCUAAAGCAGAAUCUGCCUUUUGUGGAUCCGCAGGCUGCAGCGUACCUCCGCCUUCCCCUAAACCCACCAGGCUUUGAGCCCCUUUUAGCAAGAGCUGGCAGCAAACUAAUUCUUCACCUCUGCCGCUGCUUGCCGUGGCUUUCGCAGCAGGCUCGAAAGGGAACACCACAGACAGCUUCCCCUCCUAGAACCGUGCAGCGAGGUGUGUGUAGGGGCCCCGAACAGAAAACACGUAGGCCUGUGGGGCCGGAGGGUGAAGCGUCGCACCCGCGUGCCUGCUGCCAGCGCAGCCUCUUGCCUUUUCACCUCGGAUCCAGUCCUAAGUACAAUUAAAACAUCUGCUCCAUGUUUUUGUUCUUAAACUCCGCUUGUGGAGGCAUGUUCCCUUUUGCCAGCAGUUAAAAAAUCAUAUCCAGUGAGGUUUUCUGUUGUUAAUACUACUGCUUGCUGGCAGUUUCUGAUAGAAUAUCCGUAUUCAAAAAGACUUGAGUAAUGUUAUCUGAGCUGCUUCCUGGCUUUUCCUCUGCCCAGGGAGGAGCUUGAUCGCUGCGCUCUGUCAGGAAAUGAAGUCAGACCCAUGUAGUAGGAGGACAGGAUGAAAAUAACACAGAAGCGGUCACAGUAAUGGUUGACAAAUGGGUGAAUUAGGAUUGUACGAAGCGUGCGUGCAAGUGCAGGAUCCUGACCAUCUCCUGUCAUCCUGUAAAAGUGACAUUUUCCUGUUUCCACCCCCCUGCCUGUCCUAGAACCUCUCCGGGACUGCCGCGGCUUGCGUCUCUGGUACCGUACUGUUUCAUAUAGUUGCUGCUGGUGUGUAAUUUUCAAAAACGUUAAGCACAAAAGCACUCUGUGUGUGUGUGAAGGCUCGUCUUGCUUUGCUGCUUACCUGGUUCCUCGGGCGAAUUUUAAAGACAAUUUUCUUGAUUUGUGUCACCCA
This is a messenger RNA of Gymnogyps californianus (California condor), 1983 nucleotides long. It is a transcript of the gene TIMM17A, whose product is annotated as translocase of inner mitochondrial membrane 17A. Lineage: Eukaryota; Metazoa; Chordata; Aves; Accipitriformes; Cathartidae. The record is from RefSeq and is a predicted model, not a curated record. Gene Ontology annotation, biological process: protein import into mitochondrial matrix. Bases 6 to 506 code for a protein of 166 amino acids. Gene Ontology annotation, molecular function: transmembrane protein transporter activity. The transcript has 6 exons. Gene Ontology annotation, cellular component: mitochondrial inner membrane; TIM23 mitochondrial import inner membrane translocase complex.